Messenger RNA from Sparassis crispa, 753 nucleotides. RefSeq names its product tRNA(His) guanylyltransferase. The record is from RefSeq and is a predicted model, not a curated record. Gene Ontology annotation, molecular function: tRNA guanylyltransferase activity; magnesium ion binding. Gene Ontology annotation, biological process: tRNA modification. NCBI's taxonomy places the organism in Eukaryota, Fungi, Basidiomycota, Agaricomycetes, Polyporales, Sparassidaceae. The coding region runs from base 1 to 753 and encodes 250 amino acids. The transcript has 7 exons.
AUGGCGGGCUCCAGAUUCGAAUACGUAAAGAAAUUCGAACUACCCGACCCGCUCUUACCCGGUACAUUCUUGGUCUUGCGCAUUGACGGCCACGCAUUCCAUCGACUGUCUGAGGAGCAUAACUUCACGAAACCCAACGACGAGCGUGCACUUCAGUUGAUGGAUCGCGCGGCACGAGAUGUCAUGGACGAAUUCAAGGACAUAGUUCUCGCAUUCGGAGAAUCGGAUGAGUUCAGCUUUCUCUUUCGCAGAUCUACCACGCUCUACAACCGUCGUCACUCCAAGAUCUUGACAAACUUCUGUACCCCUCCUCGAAAGAGGUCAGAGACUAUUUCUCCUGGAGACAGGCAGACACCUGAAGCUCAUAUCAAUAACCUAUAUAAUACUAUAUUUUGGGCACUCGUGCUUAAAGGUGGCUGCACUACAACACAAGCUCACGCGAGACUUCGGGGCACAGUCUCCAGCACAAAGCACGAGAUGCUCUUCUCGCAAUUCGGAAUCAACUAUAAUGAAUUACCAGCGAGAUUUAGGAAAGGUAGCAUCCUCGUUAGACAAGAGGUUCAUGCAGAAGUGGAAGUGGCCCCUAAGGCUACAGAUAAUGCAGAAGGUCCCGCCGCUGGUCAGUCAGCGAAAACCGCAUCCGGUAAGGGCGCAGGGAAGCCGAAAGUCGAGACGACCGUGGAACUCCUCCACUGCGACAUCAUAGGGGACGAGUUUUGGAAUGAGCGGCCAUAUCUUCUCGCCGAAAAAUGA